AUGGAAUCGACAGACGACAGGAAUCCUGAUAUUCUGUUGAAAUACAUCAACUCGUCUAACUUUACAUUAUACAAUAAUAUUGAAUACUUGACAAGGUACGCUGAUAACAUCGGCAUUCAUUUCUAUCUUUGUGAGAAGCUUUUAAGUUUCCCCCAUAAGGAGCUUCAAUUUUACAUUCCGCAAUUGGUACAGAUUCUUUUGACAAUGGAAACGGAAUCAUUAGCAUUGGAAGAAAUUCUUUUAAGGUUGAGCUCUGAAAACCCUCACUUUGCACUAAUUACAUUCUGGCAGUUGCAAGCGUUAUUGGGGGAUUUGGCGCAUGAUCCUACAUCUUAUAGCUUUCAAGUAGCACGAAGGGUAUUGAACCACUUACAGUUUAUUUUGUUCAAUACAACCAGAAAAAAUGAUAAUGAAAAGAUUAAUGAAAACAUAGCGCCGGCUUUGAUCUUAUGCUCAAUGGUUACCACCGGCUUUGCAUUCCCUGGACUAUUAGAACACACGAAACCCUUGAUUAAAUCUCAGGGACGAAGGCAAAAGAGCUAUGUUUUCAAGCUUGCGAAGCAUGCUAUGAAAAACUUAACGAAAAACCUCACAUUGAAGAACACUUUAGCCAACUCUUCAUCUGGACGUAAAGUUUCAUCAGACUCUGUAACUAAUAUUGCCAACGUUGACCUUGUAGAUACCGUAACAACUAAAGAAGACGUUACUUAUAAAAAAAAGAGGCAAGACUCAAUAUCUGAUCUAAGCUUCGAUAUGGUCGACGACAUAGGCGAAAAAUUAUUUGAAGAUCACAUCUCAAAUUCUAUUAAAUUGCCCAAACGGAGGGACACCUCAUAUAUCCAUGCGGUAUACAAGAAUCCGCCGAUAACUGAGGAAGAAUACACAAAUUCAAUGCCUGACCUAAGAGCAAGGUCAUCUUCUUCUGCAUCAAUGCCGGAUCUGUCGGCAAAAAAGUCCAUGGAUGCAAUAAGAGAAACUACAACAAAUCCUUCUUCCUAUAAUGAAUCCAAACGUCAAAUGAUCGACGUCACGCACCUUUCCACAACAAAAAAAAUUAAAUUAUUGAAAGUGAACUACUUCCAUUGUUGUACGCAGUUCGCCAUAGCACUUGAAUCGAUUUCGCAAAGAUUAGCACAAGUUCCUCCUGAAGCCAGACUCAGUGCUUUGAGAGCAGAAUUGUCCAUCUUAAACCGUGAUUUGCCAGCCGAAGUUGAUAUUCCUGAACUAUUGCCAGUUAAUAAAAAGGGCAAACUACAUAAACUUAUCAAGAUUUCAGCAAAUGAAGCUCAGGUGUUAAAUUCUGCAGAAAAAGUUCCAUAUUUACUAUUCAUCGAGUUUCUCAAAGAUGACUUCGAUUUUGAUCCAACGUCUGAACAAAAUAUCAAACUACUGGAAAACAACCCUCGUAGCUCUUAUAUCUUUGAUUUAAGCUACGUGAAACAGAAUAACGCACCUUUUAAAGCUAACAUGCCACUAGAAACAUCAUCCGGAUCGGCCAAUCAAGAAAUGGAUCUUGCGGAUGUUUCAAUGGUUAAAUUAACUAAUCAAUCCGAGGCAGAAAAUUACAGGCAUGAAUUGAUGAUGAAAAAUGCCAAAACUGUGCCGGUAAUACCUCCUGAUUCACACACUCGUGGAUCUGAACUCGAUUUUGUCGCAGAUCUACAAGAAGCGACCGAGAGGCUCACUGACAUCAAACUGCAUAGAGACUCUUCUGAUGAUUUAGCUACUCAGAUGAGAGUGUCUGCCAUGAUGUUAGCACAACUAGACCAGUCUCCACAACAACUAUCUGAUAGUGCCAAUCAAAUCAGAGCCAAGAUUAUUGCGUCAAUGCAAGAGAUGCAAGAUAAAUUCGGUUAUCGAGACCUUGAAGCUAUUCAUGGAAUGGCAGGAGAACGUAAGCUCGAAAAUGAUUUCAAAACCGGUGGUUUAACCACUUCAAACGAUAAAACAUCCACUUCAUAUUUAGGUGAAGAUUGGAACGCUAAGAAGGAAAAGAUAAGGAAAUCUAGUGAAUUCGGACAUUUACCCAACUGGGACUUAUGUUCUGUUAUUUCAAAAUCUGGUGAUGAUUUGAGACAAGAAGCUUUUGCAUGUCAGUUGAUCCAGGCAAUGGCGGCGAUUUGGAGCAAAGAGAAUGUUGGUGUAUGGGUCAAGAAAAUGAAUAUUUUGAUUACAAGCUCCCAUACCGGGUUGGUUGAAACAAUCACCAACGCCAUCUCGGUUCAUAGUAUUAAAAAAUCAUUAACUACUCAUAUGAUAGAAGAAGGUUCGCUGGACGAAAAAGGUGAUAUCGCAAGCUUAUUAGACCAUUUUUCACGAGUAUAUGGAGAUCCAAAUGGCUUCAAGUUCAGACAUGCACAAGAUAAUUUUGCUUCUAGUUUAGCCGCGUACUCCAUCAUCUGCUAUUUGCUACGAAUUAAGGAUAGACACAACGGUAACAUCAUGAUAGAUAAUGAGGGACAUGUUGUUCACAUCGAUUUUGGCUUCAUGUUAUCUAAUUCUCCUGGCUCUGUGGGAUUUGAAGCUGCUCCGUUUAAACUCACAUAUGAGUACGUUGAAGUUAUGGGAGGAUCAGAAAGUGAAACUUUCAAGAAAUUUGUUGAACUGUGCAAGGCUGCGUUUAAAGCGCUAAGAAAAUAUGCUGACCACAUCGUGUCUUUAUGUGAAAUAAUGCAAAAAGAUUCCUUACAACCAUGUUUCCAAGCUGGAGACCAGACCAGCGUUCAAUUACGUCAAAGAUUCCAUCUUGAACUUUCUGACGAAGAAUGCGAUGAAUUUGUGGAGAAUGUGCUAAUUUCAAAAUCUCUUGGUAGUAGAUACACGAGGCUAUAUGAUCACUUUCAAUUACUCACGCAGGGCAUCUAUAGUUGA
Molecule: messenger RNA, 2871 nt
Organism: Kluyveromyces lactis
Lineage: Eukaryota; Fungi; Ascomycota; Saccharomycetes; Saccharomycetales; Saccharomycetaceae
Gene: PIK1
Product: 1-phosphatidylinositol 4-kinase
Exons: 1
Coding region: 1-2871 (956 amino acids)
Biological process (GO): phosphatidylinositol-mediated signaling; phosphatidylinositol phosphate biosynthetic process
Cellular component (GO): cytoplasm; membrane
Molecular function (GO): 1-phosphatidylinositol 4-kinase activity
Source: RefSeq, a predicted model, not a curated record